AUGUCUCAUGAGAUUACCGCAGGGGGAGAAGUGUUCAGGAAGCGGGGCUUGCCUGAAAGUUGUGGAUUCCCGAUGCUGAGGAAUGUUGCAGAUAUUAAGAAGCUGAAAUCUGUAGGAAUAUGCACAGUAAAAGGCAUUCAGAUGACCACGAAAAAAGCCUUGUGUAACAUUAAGGGGCUAUCAGAAGCUAAAGUUGACAAAAUAAAGGAAGCAGCAAACAAAUUAAUAGAGCCUGGUUUUCUUACUGCCUUUGAAUACAGUAUGAAGAGGAAGAUGGUGUUUCAUAUAUCAACUGGAAGCCAGGAACUUGAUAAGCUACUAGGAGGGGGUAUUGAAAGCAUGGCAAUAACUGAGACAUUUGGAGAAUUCCGAACUGGAAAAACUCAGCUAUCUCAUACACUUUGUGUGACUGCCCAGCUUUCUGGACACAAUGGAUAUUCUGGAGGAAAGGUCAUAUUUGUGGACACUGAAAAUACAUUGAAUCCUUUAUAUUACCGCCCAGAUCGUCUUCGAGAUAUAGCUGAUCGGUUUGGAGUGGACCAUGAUGCAAUGCUUGACAAUGUGUUAUAUGCCCGGGCUUAUACAAGUGAACAUCAGAUGGAGCUUUUGGAUUAUGUAGCAGCAAAAUUUCAUGAAGAAGCUGGUGUUUUCAAGCUUUUGAUUAUUGAUUCUGUAAUGGCUCUCUUUCGAGUGGAUUUUAGUGGACGUGGAGAAUUGGCUGAAAGACAGCAGAAACUAGCUCAGAUGUUGUCCAGACUUCAGAAAAUUUCUGAAGAGUACAAUGUUGCUGUGUUUAUUACAAAUCAAAUGACUGCUGAUCCAGGAGCAACAAUGACUUUUCAGGCUGAUCCUAAAAAGCCUAUUGGAGGCCACAUACUUGCACAUGCUUCAACAACAAGGAUUAGCUUAAGAAAAGGAAGAGGCGAGCUGCGUAUUGCUAAAAUUUAUGACAGCCCAGAGAUGCCAGAAAACGAAGCCACAUUUGCAAUCACUGCCGGUGGUAUUAAUGAUGCAAAGGAGUGA
Molecule: messenger RNA, 1023 nt
Organism: Bufo bufo (common toad)
Lineage: Eukaryota; Metazoa; Chordata; Amphibia; Anura; Bufonidae
Gene: DMC1
Product: DNA meiotic recombinase 1
Exons: 13
Coding region: 1-1023 (340 amino acids)
Biological process (GO): chromosome organization involved in meiotic cell cycle; DNA recombinase assembly; mitotic recombination
Cellular component (GO): nucleus; condensed nuclear chromosome
Molecular function (GO): double-stranded DNA binding; single-stranded DNA binding; ATP-dependent DNA damage sensor activity
Source: RefSeq, a predicted model, not a curated record